AUGAUGCAAGCGUCGACGAUUUGUGCAGGCGAUGACUUGGGAAUAACGGGAAGGCAUUGCUUCGGAUCCCCUGUGAUGUUACAGUCCAACCGGUCAGUUAGUCAUGCUGCCCUGCGUUUUGCUUUUGAAAGAUUGGCACACACCUGCCAACACGACGGUCACUCCACCGAACCGAGCUGUUGAGGAUCUGCCACGGGAUGGUGAGCCGCAAUUCACGCAAUCAGAGCCUGUUUUCUUGCGUGAUUCGUUACAACUAUCAGUAUUCUUGCUGUUGUCGACUCCAUCGUAAGAGCGCAAUGCGAACCGAAAUAGCUGGGAUGGAGUCGGAUUUGCAGCAUAAGAACCAGGCAUUCCGUAACAAACGGGAUGGGUUGAAAAUCUACCCACGAGAGACCAUAGAUAAGAAAGUAAAGGAAAGAACACAAGGCUGUUUUUGUAUUUAUUUAUUUUGUAGGGUGGGUGGGAGGAGACGAAGAUAG
Microbotryum saponariae is the source of this 479-nucleotide messenger RNA. The record is from the annotation of a GenBank genome assembly. NCBI's taxonomy places the organism in Eukaryota, Fungi, Basidiomycota, Microbotryomycetes, Microbotryales, Microbotryaceae.